AUGCAAGCACUUAGAAUCUCCUGGCGACGAUGCUUACCCAACGCACUGGAUAGCUUCGCGAUUGGAUUGACAAACUAUCUUCACAUGUUGGCUUUUUCUAUGCUCAACACGGAUUGGCUGGGGUUCUUGAACCCAUCGCAGAACAUUCUAUAUAGAGGUUCACGACGUAGGUACGCUGCUACGUGUUCCACGAUCCGAAGAUGCGGCAGAGACAACAACGAGGGGGACAAGGGAAGGGAAGAUACCCUGCCGAGCAAAUGGACAUCCACUCAGUUCCUCGAACGAACGGGUCUGAACCUGCAGACUAUUGUAUGCUGCACUACCGCAUUGCUUUUUCCAAAACCUGCAUAUCGUAUGAAGCAGCAACGAAAGCCACAUCAUCUCAAGCCACCUCACCAAACAUUCUUUUUUCUCCCCCUUGUUCGGCGUUGGGAGAAAGUCUUACAGGCUUUCAUUUGGGUCGCAUGCCGUCUCCGAGAAAGAGGGAGUAGGAGACGCAUCGGCAUCGCAAAUCUUUUUCUCGCCGCGUUUCCAUUCCGGGUAUAUGAAGGCCGGUUGAUUAAACCUGGAUAA
This is a messenger RNA of Neurospora tetrasperma FGSC 2508, 573 nucleotides long. RefSeq lists its product as uncharacterized. The transcript is spliced from 5 exons. The record is from RefSeq and is a predicted model, not a curated record. Bases 1 to 573 code for a protein of 190 amino acids. Lineage: Eukaryota; Fungi; Ascomycota; Sordariomycetes; Sordariales; Sordariaceae.